GCAGCUCUGCAGUGUAUAGUUGUCUGCGUGCGACUCUGCAACGCAAGUCGUAGCGAACUGGCGUUAUAAGCCAUCUGUGUUCUCGUCUCGCUAGCUCGGUCGUCGCGCAGUUCGUAUAGCUUUUAUCCUGCUGUGGUGCGCCGUGCAGUGUAGUAUUAUAGUGGGCAGCAGAGCCUCCUGCGUUGGCAUAUCGCGAAACUCUCGCUUUGCUCUGCUCUGCUCUGCUCGAUCGUCAACAAAGGCCAAUCGUUGAACUUUAUAGUGUCAGCUGCUGCUCUUGCAGUCUCUGAUCGUUUGUGCUGCGGUUUAAGCGACGCUCUCUAGUGCGUUAUACAUAUUUAUUCAUCGCUUCCUGCUCUCUAGAGCUGCUACUGCUGCUACUUGGAUAAAACGGAGUGUGAUUUUUCGUUGCUGCUUAUUACUACCGUUGCAGCGUGGGGCAAGGAUUUCACCACUGGCGCAGCAGCAGCGAUUAUCAUCGUCGAGCGUAUUAUGCUGCGGGCUCCAAAGAGCUGAACCGAAACUCCGCUCUGCUCUCGCGUCUCACCGAAUAUAUAAACUACGAUUAUAAAAGAAGAAAGCCAACGAUGCCCGCCAAAAUAACGGAAAUCAAGUGCAAACGCUGUCGGAAUCUGCUGUUCACCGAGGAGGCCUCGCCGUCGCUCACGUCUCACGGACAGGUCGUGGCGCAGGGCUCGCGCAACACCAAGUGCAACAGCGACGUGCCCGAGGACUGCAUCUACCUGGCCGAGGACAACAUGCCCGAUUGGAUACACGAGGUCGUCGACAGGGAAAAUUGGAUAAAAGGUAAACUAUAUUGUCCACUUUGUCACUCCAGAAUUGGCUCGUUUGACUUUGUGAGCUCGAAAAAAUGCAACUGUGGAGAAUUUGUUCCACCACCCAUCAGAAUAACAUAUUCAAAAGUUGACGCACCCCAUCGGUGAUGCUGAAAAUGGAUUACAAAUAGUUAUUAAGUUUAAAAUCAUUAGUAAUAAUGUAUAUGGAUCAAACUGUAUAGAUUUAUCAAAGUGAAAGGAAACUUAGUCUACUAGAAAAUUAUAUUGUUAUUGGAAUAGCCUAAGUUGCCUUUCACAAAUUCAAUUUUCACUUAAGCUACUAAAUAAUGUAAUUCGUAAAAGUUUAUUUCAAUGUAUAGACUCUUGCAAUAUACAAUUCAUUUUUGAUUUCCUUUUUUUUUUCGCUUCAACAAAUGUAAAUAAUGGUUGAUCAUCUCAUCUUUCUAGUUACUGAUACUUUAGCUUUAAUAAAUGAAUGUUAAAAAAUUCAUUUUUAAAACAUGAUCAACAAAAUGGUACAAAUUGAAAUUAAGAGCUUCCUAUAUAAGGUUUUCUCUGUAUAUGUCACUUUAUAUUGUUAUAUAUUAUUACAAAUGAAUAUAAUUUGAAAAAAAAAUUAAAGUUCUAAAUUUUACUGCAUAUUUAUAUUAUGUUGUAACUCAAAAGGCUAUUCAUAGUUUUACUAUUUAAAACAAAAUAUAAAAAUUGUUACAAAAAUAUUAAUUAUUUAAGUAAUAGUUUAUGAGACAUUCACAAAAUUUAAAUGUAAAUUUGCUCGUUAUACUUGAAAUAAUUGAUUGUUUAAUUGGCUAAUUUGUUAAUAAAUGAGUGACUUAUAUCAUUUGUUAGAGUAUUAAAGAAAUACUAUUUGCUGUCAAAAGUUGUAGAUAUUAUAGAAGCAUUCGAUACUCUGGAUUUUUCAAAAUAAAAGUAGAUUGAAUUUGUAAAAGUGAAAAUAGCUGAAUAUUUAAAUAAAAAAUAAUGAU
Trichogramma pretiosum is the source of this 1783-nucleotide messenger RNA. RefSeq names its product tyrosine-protein phosphatase YVH1-like. Gene Ontology annotation, biological process: protein polyubiquitination; serotonin metabolic process; norepinephrine metabolic process. Gene Ontology annotation, molecular function: ubiquitin conjugating enzyme binding; ubiquitin protein ligase activity. Bases 588 to 944 code for a protein of 118 amino acids. The transcript is spliced from 3 exons. The record is from RefSeq and is a predicted model, not a curated record. NCBI's taxonomy places the organism in Eukaryota, Metazoa, Arthropoda, Insecta, Hymenoptera, Trichogrammatidae. Gene Ontology annotation, cellular component: endoplasmic reticulum membrane.